Cataglyphis hispanica is the source of this 1104-nucleotide messenger RNA. RefSeq names its product MICOS complex subunit Mic19 (gene Chchd3). NCBI's taxonomy places the organism in Eukaryota, Metazoa, Arthropoda, Insecta, Hymenoptera, Formicidae. Gene Ontology annotation, biological process: inner mitochondrial membrane organization. Gene Ontology annotation, cellular component: MICOS complex. The record is from RefSeq and is a predicted model, not a curated record. The transcript has 2 exons. Bases 237 to 827 code for a protein of 196 amino acids.
UCCUAGGAGGUAGUGAAAUUGGUGGAAGGGUCAUCAUUCAGAAUAUUUAUGUAACUUCAUUUUUUUGACAAAACUGUAGAAGCUCGCCGUUGUCAAUGGAUUGGAUGAGAUUAUGAAUAAAUAAUGCUGUAAGUAAUAGCAUUGAAAAAGACCACGAUUAUUUUUGUGUAGAUUAAGAGCAGAGUAACUCUCAAAAUUGUGAAGUUCCCGCGGGCUGAUAAAUUAGGACCCCGAAGAUGGGCUCCGGCCAGAGUGCUCGCAGAUUGACCAUUUCGAAUGAAGAAGAAAUCGGGGUGAUCAAAGUAUCGAAUGCGAUUGUUCAGCGUCUCGCGCAACGGGACGGUUCAGGGGCCGGCGAAUCCUUCACGGGCACAAGAGCCGAUUUGCCUAACAAACAUCCAGCACCUCCUAGUGCAGUCCCUACUGCGGCGAAUAAUGCGACAGCUGGACAGCCGACGCCUGGACAGCAACAGCCUGAAUUAACAAUGUCCGCACUUCAAAUACAACAACAAAUGGAAGAAGAAUUGAAGAAGCAAGAUCAAUUCUGGCAGAGGCGAUUGCAGAAUCUAGAAGAUGGUUACCAGCAAAUUAAUUCUAUCUUAGAGGAGGAGUACAAGAAAGCUAUUACUGAAAUAGCUGCAGCUAAGGCUGAGGAAAGAAGUGUCGAUGUCCCGACUACAGUACAACUAUGUCUGGAAGAUAGUAAUAAAGUCAUAAAGUGUUUCCAGGAACAUCCCAAGGAGACUCUCAAAUGUUCAAACUUGGUAGAAGAAUUUGCAAAUUGUCUAAUUGUGCACCAUACACGUGUGAUUGAAUCGCGUUCGUAAUAUGUUGUAUCUACUUACGUGCUUCAUUAUAUACAGAUUACAGCAAGAAUUCAAAGAACAUUUAGUCAACAAAUAAUAAAUUGUAUGAUGUAAGGUAUGUCUUUGAAAGGCUUCUAAUCUCAGCAAAACAUUGUUGAUGGAAAGUAGUAUAAAACAAAAAACACAAGGAGAGAAAUGUAAAAAAUAAAUUAUUUGAAGAAUAUAUAUAUUACAAUUUAUAAUAAAGUGAAAAAUGUUACAUAUGCAAGAUAAAUAUUGUUAAGCAUCGAACAUAAAA